Molecule: messenger RNA, 411 nt
Organism: Lasiosphaeria miniovina
Lineage: Eukaryota; Fungi; Ascomycota; Sordariomycetes; Sordariales; Lasiosphaeriaceae
Exons: 1
Biological process (GO): intronic box C/D snoRNA processing; nuclear-transcribed mRNA catabolic process, RNase MRP-dependent; tRNA processing
Cellular component (GO): nucleolar ribonuclease P complex; ribonuclease MRP complex
Molecular function (GO): ribonuclease P activity; ribonuclease MRP activity
Source: RefSeq, a predicted model, not a curated record
AAAGGCCGCGAGCUCAUGACAUGCACGAUCCGCGCGCCGCCAUUCGCCUACGCGCAGCUGGCAGCCGUGAGCGACACAUCAUCAUCCACCACUGACGACCUCGACGCGUUGCAGGUGCGGGCGUACUGCACGUCUGCGCUGCGGCAGUUCCUGGGCGACACGGGGGCGGGGAUGGCGGUGGACAUUCUGAGCGUGACGGGUUCGUCGUGCUGGGUGCGGGUGCCGCGGGCGGACCUGGGGGCGUUUGCGGCGGCGCUGACGGCGUUUGGCGGCGUGUCGUUGACGAACAGUGGUGGUGGUGGUGGUGGUGGUGCCAAGACGGCGAUGCUGGUUCUGCAGGUGCAGGCGUGCGGCGACUGGCUGGGCAGUUUGAUCGGGCGCGCGGAGCAGGGCGCUUUGUGGACGUCAUGA